This is a messenger RNA of Amphimedon queenslandica, 1332 nucleotides long. RefSeq names its product probable formaldehyde dehydrogenase AdhA. Gene Ontology annotation, molecular function: alcohol dehydrogenase (NAD+) activity; zinc ion binding. The record is from RefSeq and is a predicted model, not a curated record. Gene Ontology annotation, cellular component: cytoplasm. Bases 78 to 1259 code for a protein of 393 amino acids. The transcript has a single exon. NCBI's taxonomy places the organism in Eukaryota, Metazoa, Porifera, Demospongiae, Haplosclerida, Niphatidae.
AUAUCAAUGAUUGUCUAAACAAUCAUGAGUCUUUAGGUGUGGUUUCCAAAGCAAUCAGCCCAUGCCAUCACUUAAUCAUGGCAAUGUUUAAGCAAUACAUUAUUGUAUCACCUGGCCAAGAUAUCCAGUGUAAAGAAGAAACCCUUUCUAAAGCAAUUGCAGAUCUGCCACCAAAAGGAGUACUUAUAAAGGUCCAUUCUUCUGGAGUGUGUCACACUGACCUUCAUCAAUGGCUGGAGGGAGGGUUCCGCCUCUCAGACUCAGAAUAUUUACUGUUUGCUAGUCGUGAAGGGAUGGGCUAUCCUAAAGUACCUGGUCAUGAGAUAUCUGGUACUGUAUAUAAGUUUGGUCCUGAUGUAAGGGAAGAUGAGAGCUCACUCAGUAAAGGUGAUAGUGUGAUUGUCUAUCCAUGGAUAGCUUGCGGGGAUUGCAGGUAUUGUGAGAGAGGGAACAAUGAUCAUUGCACUGGAGGUAAAUCACAAGAGAUUGGUAUGAACAUUAAUGGAGGGUAUUCUGAGUUUGUGAUAGUUCCUCAUUAUCGCUAUGCUGUCCCUUUACCCAGUGCUAUUAGUAUUGACAUGGGGUCUGUUCUUGGUUGCUCUAGUCUAACUGUCUAUAAUGCUGUGAAGACUGGGCUGGCUGAGCUACCAGAAGCUGGAGACUGGAGGAGUGAUGAUCAGUUCCAUGUUGCUGUGGUUGGAUUAGGUGGGUUAGGCUCGUGGGCUGUCUCAUUCAUUCCACUUCUUUUCAAGCCAGCAAUAAAACCCAAUGUAGCUAUAACUGGCAUUGAUAUCAAUGAAUCAAAAUUAAGCACCUUUGUAGAUGAAGGUCUUAUACAAAACUCAUUCCACCUCUCAACAUUGAAGCCUCCACAAGAACAAGCCAGUAUGUGUCGGGACAAAAUAUCUACGAAAGGCUAUCAAAUAAUUUUUGACUUUGUGAAUAACCCUCUAACGUUUGAUGUCUCCAUUCGCCUCCUUGGUAAUCAUGGGGUACUAGUGUCUGUUGGGCUGUUUGGUGGGACAGGAAAUGUCCAGCUACCUUUGUUGUCCCUUGGGAGAAAAAAGAUAAUCGGUAUUCAUACAGGAUCUUACAAUCUCUUCAAGGAAAUGCUUGAAUUUCUUGCCUCAAAUAUAGACAACAUUAAGACACCUACCCUCAGUGUUUAUCCACUAGCUGAUUGCAUGAAAGCAUUGAGAGACGUUAAAGAAGGCAAAAUAUCUGGCCGAGCAAUUUUAAAAGUAAACAAUGAGACAUAAAUUGAACACAUUAAUAGAUAUUUAUUAUCAUCAUUAAUUUUUGUAAAUUCCAAUAACACUGUGGUGCAUGCAA